AUGUCCGCCGGUAUCGCCAAGGGCCGUUUGAGUGAGGAGCGCAAGGCUUGGCGCAAGGAUCACCCGAUUGGUUUUUAUGCCCGGCCAACCUCCAAAGGUGACGGUAGUUCCGACAUGUUUACGUGGGAAGCGGGUAUUCCCGGCAAAAGUGGUACCGAUUGGGAAGGGGGUCUGUUCAAAGUCCGGAUGGAAUUCUCGGAAGAGUAUCCGUCACGACCGCCCAAAUGCAAGUUUUUUCCUCCGCUGUUUCAUCCCAACGUCUAUCCAUCGGGGACAAUAUGCUUAUCAAUUUUGAACGAGGAAGAAGGUUGGCGCCCCGCAAUUACAAUUAAGCAGGUAUUGACGGGUAUUCAGGACUUGCUGGAUGAUCCCAAUCCAGAUUCGCCGGCACAAUCGGAAGCAAUCAAUCUUUUCCUGAGCAACAAAGCGGAGUAUAAACGACGUGUCAAGAUUGAAGCUCGUAAGAAUCAACCCCAAAACUAACUGUAAACAAUCGAUGUGUGUGGGGAGAAAAUAGCGGAAAGAAACGGUAACUAUCUUUUGUUGAUGACGAAGGUCAAGGAAGUAUGUGGCGAGACAAUGUCAAGCUUUUACGCUUGGCCUAGCAGCGGACGGUGCACUUGAGUGCGCAUCGUCCACGGAACGCCGCUGUCCUGGGUCCUUGACAUUGGACUUUUGCCUAACGACCUCAUUGAGACUUUAAAAUAGAUUUGCGUCGUUUUAAGGU
This is a messenger RNA of Phaeodactylum tricornutum CCAP 1055/1, 727 nucleotides long. RefSeq lists its product with no specific name. Gene Ontology annotation, cellular component: nucleus. The transcript is spliced from 2 exons. NCBI's taxonomy places the organism in Eukaryota, Bacillariophyta, Bacillariophyceae, Surirellales, Neidiaceae. Gene Ontology annotation, molecular function: SUMO conjugating enzyme activity. The record is from RefSeq and is a predicted model, not a curated record. Bases 1 to 483 code for a protein of 160 amino acids. Gene Ontology annotation, biological process: protein sumoylation.